Molecule: messenger RNA, 1658 nt
Organism: Tilletiopsis washingtonensis
Lineage: Eukaryota; Fungi; Basidiomycota; Exobasidiomycetes; Entylomatales
Exons: 1
Coding region: 254-1342 (362 amino acids)
Molecular function (GO): single-stranded DNA binding
Source: RefSeq, a predicted model, not a curated record
GGCUCGGCACAGAAAUUGCAGUGUCGAUCGAAGCGUGAGGAUCGAAAUGAAGAGGGAAAGGACAUUACACGUGCGCAAGUUCCACUGGGGGCUCCCAGCUGCUCAUGUGCCCGGCCUCGCUCUGGCGCCGUCCGCUUGCUUGACGCUAUCAGUCGGCGCCUAUACACAGGCUGCGUUGCGGCUAUAAGCCCCCCUCUUCGUCGCGCACCUCCGUAUACUCGCACUCCCAUCAUCGCAACUCUUCGCCUCAACGAUGCCGAAGCGCCAGGAGCCAGACGUGAAGCGCGAGAAGCCAGACGUGAAACGCGAGACACCAGACGCGAAGCGCGAGCAGCGAGACGCGAAGCGCAAGAAGCGAGACCUUCACCAAGAGUUGACCGAUCAUGUCAUCGCGCUGCUCCGCAGCAAGCGCACGCUAUGGUCCGUGCCCUGGGCUGGCACCCUGGUCGGUCUGCCGCAGCAACACGACGGUACGUACUACGACGGCGACAACGCUAUGGAAUUGUGGGCCGAGGCAAAACGUCGGCAGUACCGCAGUCCAGUUUGGCUCACCAAGAAACGUGCCAAGAAGCUGGGAGGAGAGCUUUGUGAGGACGAAGAGCAGAACGGCACGGUGGUCGAGUACUGGCACCGCCUCCAUGCGCACGGCCUCGAUGACGAAGACAGCUGCGUCGUCGAUGCCAGGCAGCAUGGUCGCCAUUUCGUCGAACGCUACACCGUCUUCAAUGCCGAGCAGUUCGACGGCCUGCCCGCACGCAUGUACGCGAAGGCCAAUCUGGUGGCGAAGAGUCGUGACAAGCGCGAUCUCGAUCUGGACCGUGACUUUGGCGCUUAUAUCCUCCGCUCUGGAGUGGCGCUGCCGCCCGGGGAGGAUGACUUGUACGACCCCUACGAAGACGGCAUCGGCGUCCAGAACCUCGACUCGACGACUCGCCACGGCGGUAAUCACUAUUACUGGCGGCUUGCGCGGGCGAUAAUUCUUAGUACUGGUCACCACGAGCGCCUCGACCGCAAGACCAUGGCCGGAUCCUCAAGCAGCACGGACGAUUCUUGGGAGGCGCUCAUCGCCACGAUCGGUGCCACGAUGCUAUGUGCCGCUUUAGGCAUGGCGCCGGUAGAUUGCGCAAUCGUGGACUCCAUUCGGAUUGAGUCGGGCGAGCACGACCAAAGAUGGCGCGUCCGUUGGCAGUGGCUCAGCGGGAGCAAAUACCGUCUUGUGAAGGCAGCUACGCAAGCACAGGAGGCCGCCGACUACGUGCUAGACGUGAUCCGCGGCGUCGUCGACCCGACGGCAAAGCGAGCGAAGAAGAGAAGGCGUGAUGCCGAGUCUGAGUCAGAGUGAGACUCGCACGGCACCUAAACUUCAAUUUCACGAGUCCGACUGGGCCGUUCCUUGACUCAGAAUCUACCCUGCGGCGUGCCGAAGUCCGAGGUCUGCAGCGUCAAACGGGCCAGCGCGUCCUCGAACAAGUGAAGACCGCACCUUGUCUUCACGCCCUCGUCCGACUAUACGACCUCUUGUCUCACCGAUCUUUCAGCUGCGUCACUCUGUCCGCCGUCUUGCGCCGUCGCACACUCUGUCCAACGCCCCGAAACGAAUUCCGCUCUCCACACACUACACACGACACAAUUCUUGGGGCAAAUGAUUCAUUCGAUGC